Molecule: messenger RNA, 2952 nt
Organism: Periconia digitata
Lineage: Eukaryota; Fungi; Ascomycota; Dothideomycetes; Pleosporales; Periconiaceae
Source: the annotation of a GenBank genome assembly
AUGUGUGUGCAUGCUUGCUUUUUGAAUCUGUUAUCUCUCAAAACCACCCAUUAUCGGUCUUUUACAUGCAGAUUUGCCUCCUCGGCGGGUAAACAACCAGUAAACACAUUCCAGCAUCCCGGGCGGUGCUUGUGCACAACAACCACUUGGACCGCAGUUAUGCAAACACAACGAAAGGAGAGGGAAGGAGCAACGUCUCCUGGCCCCGUGUUCAUGUCCACCCACCAGAUGACCGACUAUCUGCAGGAUCUCCGCAACAACCGUCCCGCCCGGCCUACUGGCUCUCGGCCUCCUCCUGCACAUUUCAACACUUGGUCCAACCGAACAUCCUCAGCUGCUCGAUUCUCUGGCCCUCAAUCGUCUUCCCAACCGCCCGAAUUUGCAGCCAAGCCCACCAUCAGUGAUGCUAGUGCCACCCUGCCAACUCAUAAACGAUCAACAUCUGAGAUGAGCAUAGACAACUUUGGAUCUAGUGCUGGCCGUCCUCUUGUUCAACCACCACGCGGUCGAGACAUGACCGUCUCCUCAACAUCCCGGGAUCGCACACCCAGUCUUCAGUACAGAGAGAGCGGCCGGCGCCAAAGCGAGCGCUUCGAAGCACGUGCUGUAAGAUUGGCGAUGGAACAGAUGGAUCUCAAAUCGGAACAGAACUUGUACGAAGCUGCGAGAGAUGAAGCCGCCGAGUUGGUCUGGAAGCACAUGUCCCCAGAUGCGCCUACGCCAAAUCCAAGUGCACCCUACCCUUACCCUGAGAAGAAGGGGGUUUCCGACAGGAGUCGUAGCUUGGGUCGUGGAGAGCAAGACCUCCAGCGUACAAACUCUAAGAUCAGAAAGCGUCAUUCAAUAGGAAGCUCGGCUGGAAGUAGAAGCAGCAGUCUACAGAGCCACCGCUCUACGAGUGCAUCCUCUGUAACCGCCAAUGCAGCCUUCAACCAAUCACCCGUGAAAACGACUUUCGACGAAAAGGAUAAGGAGUUAUCGAUGACUACAUCAACCAAAACAUCUCAUCAACAACGACGUCAGAAUAGCGGCUCUCGAAGGAAGGUCAGCGCAAGCUUGUUCAAAAACCCAGAAGAUCAAAUAUAUGAAGAACCUGAGGAGGAGCAGACGAAGCCUGCAUCUCUGCCCGCUCCCCUUCCUUCAAACCCAUCAUCAGCUAAAUUACCAAUGGGAAUGCGACGGAAUCCUUUUGCACGCGUACAGUUCUCUAGGGAGAACAAUCUUGCCAGAUCCAACACAGACCCGAUCACGACUACCAAGAAAUUUGAUCGCUAUGAGAUUCAGAACAAUCCUCCUUCUCAAUCCCGUAACGCUGCAUAUACGAAGAACUCAAAUCCGUCCACGGUUGGUGAGGACAGCAAAGUAGAUACAGAGAAUGCCGAGAUCAAACUGAAAGAAGGCAAGGAAGUCCGCAGCGAUGAGCUUCGCGCCGCGACGGGCUUCAAACUCAAGGAUAGGAGUGCGAAGCUUCCCACUCCUACGAUGGUUUCUGAUAGUCCGGGACGUCCUAUUGUCUCCUUCAAACAAGAUUGGAAGCCAAAGGAGAUAGAGAUGAAAGAGGAAAUUUCCACGCUCCCCGGAGCUGCAGCUACUCCACGCCCCAUCAAAAUUGCGGCCCAGGGUCCGCGUCCGCUGUCUAAAGCCUCGACAGCCCCGGUGGUCCCCACAGUGGCUCCGCUGGAAGAAGCACCAAAAAUGGGGAACGCAGUCCCAUGUUCAACAACCAAGGAUAAGAGCUCUGGAAUACUUCCUCCUACGACCGGAGUUAAACGUGCUCAAGUUCCUAUAAUAAAUAUCUAUGAGGACCCUCCAGCGAGACCGCUCCCUGGUACCGGCCCAAGGAAAACCCCUUCAACGCAUUCUAAACCUUCUGCAACGCCUCCCAUCCCCGCAAUCUCUGUGCAUGAAGCGGUGCCCGUCACAAGCAAUGCCCCCGGCAGACGGUCCGGCGUGAAAACACCUUCCGUGUCCGUGACGCCAAACAUACCAACUAUCUCUGUGAGCGAACUUACGUCUCCUGCACCAGAGAUCUCUGUCACACCGGCUGUUCCCGAGAUUUCCGUGAAUGCUUCACCUGUACCGGAUCGCCGCCAAAAGACGAACGCACCAUCCAUAACUGUCAGCCCAUCAAAACCGACAAUCAAUGUCAAUAGCACGCCAGGCUCGACGCGCCCUCUCCCCGACCCUAGGAUGGCCAAAAAGACAUUUGCUGCACGUAACAAUUCCACUGUCAGUUCACGAUCUCAUUGGACACCUACUAGUGUACGCACAGGCGUGCUUUGCGAACAAUGUGUUCUCCCUAUUGCUGGCCGCAUUGUAUCCGCAGGCGGCUCACGCUUCCAUCCCGAGUGUUUUGUCUGCCACCACUGCGGUGAGCACCUCGAGUGUGUAGCGUUCUACCCUGAACCUGAUUCGAGCCGCGCCGGUCGCGUAGCACGAAUUCGAGCACGUGAGAAUGGCGAUGAUAUUGAAUUUUUGCCUUCACAUCCCACUUUGGAAGACAUGCAUCGUCUAGAAGCUGAAGAUGCGCAUGAUGAGUCUUUACGUUUCUAUUGUCAUCUGGAUUUUCAUGAGCUAUUUUCCCCCCGGUGCAAAAGCUGCAAAACACCCAUUGAAGGGGAAGUUGUGGUGGCUUGCGGUGCAGAAUGGCAUCCCGGACAUUUCUUCUGCGCGCAGUGCGGCGAUCCCUUCGACGCCAGUACUCCUUUCGUCGAGAAGGAAGGUUACGCAUGGUGCGUGGGAUGCCACACUAAUCGGUACAGCACCAAGUGUCGCAAAUGCAAAAGACCAGUGACGGAGACGGUGGUCAAAGCGCUCGGUUUUGAGUGGCAUGUGGGAUGCUUCUGCUGUGUAGAGUGUUCUGGUCCGUUCGACGAUGGUAGAUACUUUCUUCGCGGUGAAUCGCAAGAUCCCGUCUGUGUGAAAUGUGAGAACAGGAGGCUGAAGGCGUAA